AUGACAACGCACGCUACUCUGUUCAUAUAGGAGAGCAUUACUGAAUAUAACUGUACACCGCAAUGGAAAGUUAUUUUAUCAUCAAUAUUACCAGUGAGAGCAUUAAAAAUCAACAUAAAGCAGAACAUAUCGUGCACUAGAAUGGAUUACUGGUUUCCACUUUCUGAAGGGUUUGAUUAUUAACGAGAUCAGAAGUUUUACAACUUGGGAAAUGUCUUAGACUUGUGAGUAUUUGUCAUUUACACUUAGAUCUAUUGUCUACAGUUUUAUCUGACACUGUUGUUUGGAGUUCUUAUCGGAGUGUGUACAAGUUGGUUGUGACCCCAAGGUUCAUGCGCUUCUAACUACACGAUAGUACGGUGAAAUUGUAACGUUUAAUAUGAACAUGAAACACAUCUUCUUUCUAUGGUUGGAGAAAUAUUCAUUUUCAUCUGUCUAAAUGCCACUGCCACCAGUCUCCUUGAUCAUUACACAAGGACAACGUAAACGUAUACACUGGGAAAGUUUACGAAUCUACUAUCGUAAUGUUCCUUUCAGCUUUAAAUCGGAUUAGAUUAUCUUAAAACGGAGCGUCUCCUGAUGAAUAUUGAGCAUGUUGAGAGUGGAAAGAAACUUUAACGACCAUGAAAUAACUUCCAUCGAGUUUAUUAUGCCGAAUGAUAUACUUUUGGGAACGAAAGCUAAUUAGUGUCUUUUAAGACAUACUUUUAGAUCCUUUACCCGAAGGGCAACACACAAACUAUUUCACAUAACGUGGACAGAAAGGAUUUUUGAAGAUUUUCACAGGGGUCACUAGGGUAAGUUUUACCCCCUCAAGUAAUUUGGCUAUUGAAUGAGAUGAGAACCGAGGCGUAAACAAGGGAUUAGUUUCAGCAUUUUCUAUUAAGACACACUCUUCAGUCGGAUAUAUUUCUCUGGAAGGCGCUUUGAGGACAAUAAGUGAUCUACAGCUUAUUAACUAUCCCUUUGUGCUUGGUAUUGGCUGAGUGAUAAACGAGAAAGAAAAGACACAAUGACUGUAGACAAACCAAUAUCUCGCUUGAGUCGUAGUGAGGGAGGGAAUCGACCAAGAGCUCCUACCAAACACUCGAAGAACUUGGGUGAUAUAAGGGUGACGAGCCAAAAACAAGCUCUCCAACAUACCGUGAGAGCCAAGAAACUCGAUGAGAGACAGCUUUUCAAGUUUUUGAAGUCUCUGGAUGAUAGCAAAAGCAGAAGACUCUUGCAAAUCGACAAAGAAGUUGCAGAGAUAGAAAAGCUCUUGAAACGUUUGAACUCUGAGCAGGAGGACGCAAUUCGACAACGAGAAGGGACUGGUGAGAAUAUAGAGCAAUAUGAGGACGAUAACGAUUUAUUGGUGACAAAAAGUGCUGGCGCAGUUAGACGACAUAAACGCUCGCAAAGUAGGUAUUCGACGAAAAAGAUGUCAAAAGAAUUCGAUGAGUAUGCCUUCAGAGCUCGUACGAAGAGAGGAAGUGUUGAAAGACUUGAUAAGGACAAGGCUAACAAGGCUCUCAAUUCUUAUUAUAGAUUUGAUUCUGAAGGUAACCGGAGAAUAUUUUCACCAUUGAUAUCCAGUCCUUCUAAGACACCAAAACCACAAGGGCGUGUUGCUUGGGAUACUGGGUUGUUCUUGGAUGAUGUUUCUUUGUCCAACUACACAGUAGCAACAGGUACAGAUAGUCGAGUUGAUAGCGCUACAAAUAAAAGUUUGAUUUCUUCCGUUGGUGACGAUAUCGGUGAGGAUUCAAGGGCAGAUACGAUUACACCUGGACGAGCUAUUUUCAUUACAUCGGGUAAAGGUUCAUCACAGGGAGCACGAAAAUCAACUAAAUCAAACACCACACAUCAAGGAUCCAAAUCCACGGAUACAAAAGGAGUUGACCAUCUAUCGUCAUCUAACUCUAAAUCACAGAAACCAGGGUUGAAAACGAAUAAAGUUGAUAGACAUGAGAAAUUAAUGCAGUUUAAGAGACAAAUUACUGAUAAAUCUGAGGUGAGCGAAGAUUCCAAUAUGAAAUCGGACACUCCACACAUUAAACUAUCAAGCCAUUGCGAAGAAGAAGAAGAUAUUCCACUAACUUUCAAACGAUCAAAACUCAAACUAAAGCGACGACCACAGCCUCAGGGUCUUGAAGCCAAACCCGAGGAAGAGUCAUUUGAUGUUUCGAUGACUGCCGAAUUUUCUGAAGACGAACUCCAACGUGCAACUACUGUCGAAGCUUGCACGGGGAAAUCUUGCCAGGUGACAGACUGCAUAUUUCAUCGACCACUUCAUCUCCGCAGACAAUCGUCCACGAUAGCUGACGAUGCUGCUACGAUUGACGAAUAUUACCGCAUAGCGAGUGAAACGCGAUCUCGAGCAACCCAUCAACCUUCGAUAUCGCCUGUCUUUCGGACAGCCGAUGAUGGGUCUUGGAAUCAAACACGAAGAUUACCAGUCUCACCACCAAGUCCAACACCAUCUGAAAUACUUGCCGAUGUCGUUACGGAAAGAAAAGUCAUCGAGGAGAAGCCAGAUUAUACUGAUCUAGAAGUAAUGCUUUCUGUCCGUCGACCAACUAAGGGUUCUAAUCGUGAUCGUAUGCUGAAAGACAAAGAAGAUAAUAUUAAAAAUACAUUCAAAGUUAUGAGGCAGAAAAUGGCCGCUAGCGUACCACCCGACUUUAACACCAACUAUGGAACCCCAACUCCUAACUGGAAAAUACUCAACCCUCUCAAAAUGAGACACAAAAUUGUACACAAGUCGCCACUUUUCACCCUAUGGAAGCUGAAUUAAGGUAUACUUCUCGAAAAUAUUGUGAUUUUCAUAUUUUUAGCAUGAAGUAAUGUCAAUAUAAAAUUUGUUCAGCUUUGCAUUGAACACAAAGUUCCUUUAAUCUAGCCAUUCCAGAGAUAGUCAAAAGUGCCAUUACAAAUAAAAUGUACAUACAACUUUAAGGAUUUCUUAGACGAAUAUUGUGAUUGUCCGUAAUCUGAUUUAACAUCUAAGUGUCAUAUUGGGGCUGACAUUCACCCACGAGAUGCAUCGUACAACUUGCUUGGUGACCAAUAUCAAGUAUUUCACAGCCUAGUACACCAUGUUUUAUAAAAUAUGAUCAAGACAGUAUUAAAACGCUAAGUUUCACCGUAGUCAUGCAGUUAAUGCAGCUUGUGAAAAUGGUUUAUCCUGAUGUUUGAUUAACAGGAGUAAUUAAAAAAAAAAUAGUUUGGCUACAGUGGCAACACUGAAUUUGAUUUUCCAAUAAUAUGAGAACUACAAAGUUUCAAAGAAUCCUCUGUCGUAAUAUCAACAUUAUAUGUACGGAUAUAUAUAUGUACAAUUUUCUAUUAGUGAAUUCUCAAACAGUGAUAUGGUGUGAUUGGGAAACUAAGUUUUUGGACUUAAAAGAAUAAAAAUAAGAUAAAUCAUGUCCACACUUAACACCGAUCGAGUAACUUUCAUCGCACAGCACCAUCUAGCCUCAGAUUGACAGUUUUCAUGUUGAUUUCUUUCAAAACCAUAUUUUAGUCAAAUCCAUAAAUUUCAAAGGCGUACAUUAUGUUCUCUAACAAGUGAAUAGAAUCCAAGUGACCGUUUUCUCUUGAUCAAUACUGCUUGUAUUAAUAUUUUGAUAAAACUAAGUGUGACAUGAGUUAUAAAUUUAAAAUUUACCACAUGUUGAGAAAAAAAAAUCAAAUAAUAAUAAAAAAAAAAACAGAUCCUUGUAUCCAACCAAGAGAGUAAGGUCUCGUGCCAUAAAGAGAAUUUAACUCGAUUAAUGUGCAAUAUUUUUCAUGUAUUUGGUUUUCAAUCAUACAAUCAUUGCAUACGUGUUAUUCAUGUUUGUUCAUGGAAAAUAUUUGACUGUAAAAUAUAUAUGCUUAGACAAAAUAACUCAUUCAACGUGGAUUUUUAUUAGUCUAAAUUAUCAACGGUACAAUUUGGUAGCCACAUUGGCACGGCCCUGGGAGCGAUUUUUAAAUAAAUCAGGGGUUGUCAGAAAAAAAAAAUCUCCGUCAAUAGCAAUACUUUUAUCUUUGUUUGUCAACUGAUUUUCAGGGCCAUGCAUAUUGGAACCUUCCAUGCUAUGAUAUUUUGAUAGCCAAGUUUGUAGCAGACAAAUCAUUCAAGACUAAUAUAUCCAUCUUGUACUUAAAAUGGCAGGUUUAUGUUGCGGUUAGUGAGUUUACUCAAUUAAUGUUCAUAUUUCAUAUUGACAUCUAUCAUGUGAAUCAAAAUAUGAUUUUGAUACAAGUAGUUUCAAUCGUGUAGAAAAGUUGUAGAGAAUUGAAAGAGAAGAAUGAAUGUAGUAAACAUGUUAGGAAUUAUUUAACCUAUAUCAGGGCCCUGUUGACUUGAAAUUAAUGAUAACUUAUGCCACUGUCGAUUCUUGAUAACUUGUAUGAAAACCUUGAUUUUCAUUCGAUGUUAAAGGUCAAGUCUACCCCAGAAAAAUAUUGAUUUGAAUAUAUAGAGAAAAAUCAAACUAGCAUAAACGCUGAAAAUGUCAUCAAAAUCGGAUGUAAACUAAGAAAGUUAUGACACUUAUAAGUUCCACUUAUUUUUCACAUAACAGUGAUAUGCACAACCCAGUUGCAUGCAAAUGAGAAAGUCCAUGAUGUCCCUCACUCACUAUUUCAUUUGUGUUUUCUUGUUUGAAUUAUAAAAUAUUUCAUAUACAGAUUCGGCAAUAAGGACCAAGUUGACUGAACCAUAUGGUAUUAAACAUUGCUAAUUCCACAUUAUCAUGGAGGAAUUAAUCAAUGUUUCACUGGACAAUGAGGAUAAAAUUAGAAUAUUUUUUUAUAAUAAAAUACAAAAGAAAUAGUGAGUGGAUGACGUCAUCAGUCUCCUCAUUUACAUACCGACCAGGAUGUGCAUAUAACUGUUUUGUGAAAUUAAGCGAAACUUUAAAAUAUCAUAACUAUCUUAUUUUACAUCCGAUUUUGAUGAAAUUUUCAGCGUUAUGCUUGUUGGAUAUUUCUCCUUUUAUUCAAAUCAUCUUUUUGUUGGGGUGGACUUGUCCUUUAAGCCUAAAUUGUGGCACUUUUCUUUUUAAUGACAGAAUAGGUCUUUGAUUAAUGGUAAUUGAUAGGAAACACAGUAUAUGAAAAUUUGUUGCUAUGGCAUUUUGCAUUUGGUUGGAAUUUAUAAUUUAUUCAGAGAUAUCUGUGAGCGCAAAUGUAAUGGGAGAAGUGAUCUCGUAUACAUAAAAUUUGUUGCCACUCAGGGGCUCUUAGUUUACUUUGCUGACAGUUUGGCAAUUUUUUAAGGGUUUAGUGUAGAGCAUAAAUAACGAAAUGAUGUCUGUCAUUGUGUUUCACGCAAAAUUACAUAUGAAAUUUAUGAUCAAUAUAUCAUGGAAUUAUUAAAAAAAAAUGUAUACCCCAUCGUGACAAUUAUCUCUAAAUGCAGUGCGAUUUUAAGCUAUGUCGUACGCACAUACUGAUGUGAACUAGAUAUUACAUUUCAAUUGUAUAUGGAUGUCUCGUACAAAAUCAUAUGAUGGUGUGAAUAUUUUUAUGGAUGGUUUAAGAAGAAAUAAAAAAUGUUAAUUUGAAUGAAUGUAGCAGAAAUUAUGUUGAUGUGAGCAAAAGAAAAAUUAUAUGACUUUCAUUUCAAAUCUUAAUGUUAUAUACCACUUGAAUGGAAUGUUUAACUAUUUUUCACACUGGAAUAAUUUUAUCAAAAUAAAAGUUGUCUUGGGGACUACGCACAUGCACUCAAUAA
Messenger RNA from Lytechinus pictus (painted urchin), 5713 nucleotides. RefSeq lists its product as uncharacterized. The record is from RefSeq and is a predicted model, not a curated record. Lineage: Eukaryota; Metazoa; Echinodermata; Echinoidea; Temnopleuroida; Toxopneustidae. Bases 1013 to 2779 code for a protein of 588 amino acids. The transcript is spliced from 2 exons.